Messenger RNA from Serendipita indica DSM 11827, 852 nucleotides. Lineage: Eukaryota; Fungi; Basidiomycota; Agaricomycetes; Sebacinales; Serendipitaceae. The record is from the annotation of a GenBank genome assembly.
AUGUCGUACCCACCCGCCGCACCGCAGACAUACGACCAUCCAUUUGCAUACCAGCUACCGACUCUCACUCCAGCGCCCGUCGAUGCAGCGCCAACUCAACAGUUGCUCGCCCCACCUGCCCGAAAUCCCGAGCAUCGUUAUGCUGUCCCCGCACCUCCACACCUGCAGGCAACGCCUAUACACCUCGGCCUGCGAGUGAUUCGCAUAAUCAACCUCCUGGACCACAUCAGGUUGGGUAUACAUAUGAACGCGAUCCCUCCUGGUCAACCCAAUGGUCCACCGAACACCCCUCGGUCUCCUUACAAUCCCAGAGCGCAUAUGCCAUGCCCGCCGACGGAAGAACGCGAUUUCGUAAUCCAGCCACCUCGACAGAAAACUAAACAUCACCUCAGCCAACCACUGGCGGACAUUUCCAACCGCAACUUGAGCCGCUCGCCAAUCCAGACGGCUCGCCUCCGUUUACGCAUUUCCGUUCUUCCUCUGGAACCGAUAUUGCAAACGUCACCUGCGCGAGUCCAGAGGGCUCGACGUCGUCAAACGGGACAACUCGCAAGCGCUCACGUUCCGUCUUCAUCGGCACCACUAGCCAAAUUGGACAUGAACAUUACAGGCGGGAGUACGACGAGUCAAACGAGCGCAACAUGUGCAACGGGUGGUGCGGUUAGUUCAAAGUUGGGCCCACUCACGCCGUCGACACAUCAUUCGCGUGACCCGCAUGACGAACGUGUGCUCGAGCUGCUCAGUCGUGUCGCUACCGGGAUGACUACGCCAGUCGCGACUGCACCCGAACAGUCGAUGGCUGGAGCCGGGGAUGGCGGGACUGCAGGCAACCUGACAGAUUCAAACGACUGA